ACUGCCUCCACGCAUAUACAAGCCGCAUAAAACAUUCUUCAAAGUUUACACAAAUACAUGAUACAAACCGCGACAGCCUCUUUUCGGUCAAGAACAUCUUUCACAGCCAACAGGUCUUGUUUGCACUAACGCGUAGCGAAUGGUUUGUGGCUUGCGGGGAAGUCCCCUCUGCCAAGUACGCACUCUUAAUGCUCCAGCGCCAGUUUCAGCUGGUGGUAGCGCCAGGAGCGUUGUCGUCAGCGCUGUGAAGCAGCGGUCAGGGGAGCUGCGCAACGAGUCGCACCGACGGGGUUCUAGAUAUGAGCCAUGCGAGCCGUCUACAAGCUCGCUGGCUGAUUUUGGCGCUCGUGUGACUUUGGAGCGGCUGUAUACCUGGAAUGCGUUGGAUGGAAUACCCAGUGGAGCACCACAGGGAGCAUUUCUGUUGUCGGUCAACGACCGUCCGCAACGCGCACGCAACCAGGAUCGCUCGGAGGACUACUUUGCUAACGUUGGCGAUGCCAUCCGCUGCUUGCGAGAGGAUGUCCCCUUACUGUUUCAGCGAGAGCUGAAUUAUGGCAUUUACCGGGACGACAUCGUCUUCAGAGACCCGCGCAAUUGCUUUAAGGGCAUGAAAAACUACCAGCUAAUUUUCUGGUCCCUGAGGUUCCACGGGAAGCUCUUCUUCAGGUCGCUGUACGUGGAUGUCCAGCGGAUAUGGCAGCCGGAGGACGGGGUUAUCAAAAUGCGCUGGACUGUCCACGGCAUUCCGCGCGUGCCGUGGGAGGCGGAGGGUACCUUCGAUGGCAUAUCGACGUACCGGCUUGACAGCCACGGCAAGAUCUACGAGCACUGUGUCGAUAACGUCCUCCUGCGCGACCCCCCCAUGGCCACAAAUCCGCCUCUCCUAGCGGGGUUGAACCUGCAGCCGCUGGUGCCCUCACAGCAGCCCGUACCAGGCGCUUGGUGCCAGGGCGCGGCGGAGGCGGACGCGCAGUGGGGCUCCUACGUGCAUCGCGUGGUGGCGUCCGCGCUGCAGGGGCUGGAGCAGGAGCCCGAGCCCACCGCCGCGGUGGCGGGGAUGCCACUCAGCCGCCCGCACUCGCAUGCAGCAGCAGGGGGGGCAGCGCACGCGGCGUCGCACACCGUGCAUGAUGGCAGGGCGGCGGCGCGGGGGCAGCAGCUGCAGAGCUGGAGCAGCAGCAGCGGCGCUGGCGGCCGCAGCAGCGGAGGCGGGAAUAGC
Molecule: messenger RNA, 1222 nt
Organism: Astrephomene gubernaculifera
Lineage: Eukaryota; Viridiplantae; Chlorophyta; Chlorophyceae; Chlamydomonadales; Astrephomenaceae
Source: the annotation of a GenBank genome assembly